CUCUUCGUUCAGGUAAACAGAAAUUGCCCACCGAUUCUUCUACCUUCCCUUGAAUGGAUGCUUGACAAGGAUACAGGACGGAUUCGCUUUGCAGGUUUAAUUUCCGUAACUCAUAACAUAGCUGGAAAGUGUUUUUCUUUUUGGAAGUUAGGAUAGCAGCCAAGCUGAAUAAAAAAUAUUUUAUUACACUGCCAAAAUCGUUAUAUUCUGUUAUAAGGUGAGAGCUUUCCUGGUAGGAAGCCAACGAGGGACGUGAAGAUGGCAAUUCAUAUAUUUGAAGCUGGUAGCUCUUUAAUAGAAAAUACAGUCGGAAAGAUGGACAACAACCUCACGUCAAUGGUUCUUGUAACGUCAGCGUUCGUUCUCAGUGUGGGUUAUUUCUCCAAACUGAUAUUCAAACACUUUAAGUCGUGCGACAAGGACGUGAAAUGCCCCCCAGUCAUUCCAUCAAGUAUUCCCUUCCUGGGUCACGCUCUAGCUUUUGGAAAAAGUCCCAUAGAGUUUCUAGAAAAUGCUUAUGAGAAGUAUGGCCCUGUGUUCAGUUUCACCAUGGUGGGAAAGACAUUCACCUACCUCGUGGGCAGCGAUGCAGCCACCCUCAUGUUCAACAGCAAGAACGAGGACCUUAAUGCUGAAGAUGUGUAUUCUCGGCUCACAACGCCAGUGUUUGGGAAAGGGGUGGCGUACGAUGUCCCAAAUCCUGUCUUCCUGGAGCAGAAGAAAAUGCUGAAGACGGGCUUAAAUAUCGCACAAUUUAAAAAACACGUGAAAAUAAUCGAAGAAGAGACCAGGGAAUACUUUAUGCGCUGGGGAGACAGCGGAGAGAGAAAUCUGUUUGAGGCCCUUUCGGAGCUGAUCAUCCUGACGGCCAGCAAUUGUCUCCACGGUAAGGAGAUCCGUGCCAUGCUGGAUGAGAAGGUGGCCCAGUUGUACGCAGACCUGGAUGGGGGCUUUACCCACGCUGCUUGGCUCCUCCCCGGCUGGCUGCCCUUGCCCAGUUUCAGGCAAAGGGACAAAGCACAUGUCGAGAUCAAGAACAUCUUCUUCAGGGUCAUUCAGAAGCGGAGAGAGUCCCUAGAGAAAGAGGAUGACAUCCUGCAGACUCUCAUGGAUGCUACCUACAAGGAUGGGCAGCCCCUGAACGACAGCGAGAUUGCGGGCAUGCUGAUCGGGCUGCUCCUGGCAGGCCAGCACACAUCCUCCACCACCAGCGCCUGGCUGGGCUUCUUUCUGGCGCAGGACAGAGCUCUGCAGGAGCGCUGCUAUGCGGAGCAGAGGGCCGUGUGCGGCGACGACCUGCCCCCUCUCCAGUACGACCAGCUGAAGGACUUGACUCUCCUGGACCGCUGCUUGAAAGAAACCCUGCGCCUCAGACCCCCUAUAAUGACCAUGAUGAGGAUGGCAAGGUCUUACCAGACAGCUGCCGGCUACACCAUCCCCGCUGGGCACCAGGUGUGUGUGUCACCUACAGUGAACCAUCGCCUGAAGGACACCUGGACUGGCAGGAUGGAGUUCAAUCCUGACCGUUACCUGCAUGAGAACCCAGCAGCUGGAGAGAAGUUUGCCUACAUACCAUUCGGGGCUGGUCGCCAUCGUUGCAUCGGGGAGAAUUUCGCCUAUGUUCAGAUCAAGACCGUUUGGUCAACGUUGUUGCGUUUGUACGACUUCGAGCUGGCCAACGGCUACUUUCCCACGGUGAACUACACAACGAUGAUCCACACUCCCAACCAGCCAAUCAUCAGAUACAAACGGCGGCAAGAAAAGGACUGAGCUCGUGUCACGUCUGAGAUUCUCAACAACAGAAAUGUGGCCUUUAUCUCACUGUGGUUAUUAGACAUAUUUAUGCCGAUACACUGAUCAAACGGAGCAGAUAUCUGUGGGGAAAAAUGAAUGAAAAAGCAGAAAUUACAGCGUAUAAAUAGGCGGUGUGGAGUGCUGCUUUUAUUAUAAUUUGCAUGAAAAUGUUAUCCUUUUGCUUCAUUGCAAAAAGAUAAUAUUUUUAAUGCUUCUCAUCAUUAAAUAACCACAGUGUCAUUUUAAUGCGACUUCAGACUCCUGAAUGCUAGACAUUAAACAUGAUUGAUUACCAA
This is a messenger RNA of Brienomyrus brachyistius, 2090 nucleotides long. It is a transcript of the gene cyp51a1, whose product is annotated as lanosterol 14-alpha demethylase. The record is from RefSeq and is a predicted model, not a curated record. Gene Ontology annotation, molecular function: heme binding; monooxygenase activity; oxidoreductase activity, acting on paired donors, with incorporation or reduction of molecular oxygen. The coding region runs from base 259 to 1770 and encodes 503 amino acids. Lineage: Eukaryota; Metazoa; Chordata; Actinopteri; Osteoglossiformes; Mormyridae. The transcript has 10 exons.